AUGAAGCCGCACGACCGCGCGGACCUCCUUUCUCAAGCCGCCAACUUCUCUCCCGACGAAACCCGGGACGUCGAGCUCGUCCUCGAGAUGAUGCCUUCCGUCUUGGUCGACAUCACUUGCGAAACAGAAGGCGAGGAAGGCGUGCAGGAAGGGGACAUAGUCACAAUGCAGGCCUGGAUAACCCUCCGCAGGCCCAACGGGCCCGUGCGGGCCCACCCCCACGCCCCACACUUCCCCUCAGACAAGGAGGAGAAUUUCUGGCUUCUGCUGGCGGACCCCGCCUCGAACGACGUGUGGGUAUCCCAGCGGGUCAACUUCAUGGACGAGACGACAGCUGUCAUCGCGGCCUCGAAGGCUGUCCAGGAGCUUCGGGAGGGGUCGGGCGCAGGCCCGAAGGAGGUGAGUUUGGCGGUGAAGGAAGCUGUGGGGCGGGUGAGGGAUGGGUCGAGGUUGGUGAUGGGGAAGUUUCAGGCUCCGUCGGAAGGGACGUAUGGUUUGACGGCUUACUGUCUUUGUGAUUCGUGGAUU
This is a messenger RNA of Striga asiatica, 528 nucleotides long. NCBI's taxonomy places the organism in Eukaryota, Viridiplantae, Streptophyta, Magnoliopsida, Lamiales, Orobanchaceae. The record is from the annotation of a GenBank genome assembly.